Aspergillus aculeatus ATCC 16872 is the source of this 2193-nucleotide messenger RNA. RefSeq names its product putative dynamin GTPase. The transcript is spliced from 4 exons. The coding region runs from base 1 to 2193 and encodes 730 amino acids. Gene Ontology annotation, molecular function: GTP binding; microtubule binding; GTPase activity. NCBI's taxonomy places the organism in Eukaryota, Fungi, Ascomycota, Eurotiomycetes, Eurotiales, Aspergillaceae. Gene Ontology annotation, cellular component: cytoplasm; membrane; microtubule. The record is from RefSeq and is a predicted model, not a curated record.
AUGCGUCAGCUGCAAUCAGAGCAAUCUCGAGUUCUGGAUAUCGUCGAUGAGUUGCGCACCAUCGGCGUUGGGGCCCUGGUGGAGCUGCCCCAGCUGAUUGUCUGUGGCAAUCAAUCCAGCGGCAAGAGUUCGGUCCUGGAGGCCAUCUCCCGCGUUCGAUUUCCAGCCAAGAGUAAUGUGUGCACGCGGUUCGCGACCGAAGUCAUUCUCCGCCGGCGACCGUCAAGUAGUAUCAAAAGACUCCGCGGAUUCACCUCGGAGGCUUUCUCCAAUGGCGACGACCUCCCCUCACUGAUCGAGAAAGCCAAGGAGUGCAUGGAAAUUACGGAAUCCGUGAACGCCGGUUUCAGUGAUGACGUGCUCAAGGUGGAAAUCUCUGGCCCAGACAAGCCCGAGCUGACGUUGGUGGACCUGCCAGGCCUGUACUACUCAACCAGCCAGGACCAAGGCCGCAAGGGCAUCAGCAUCGUCCGGGGCAUCACCGAGAGAUACAUGAAGAACACCCGCAGCAUCAUUAUGGCGGUCAUCACGGCGAAGGCCGACUACCAUCUACAGGAGGUCCUGGACAUGGCCCGAAAGUUUGACCCGCAACGAGAGCGAACGCUUGGUAUAAUUACCCAGCCGGACAUCCUGGAGCCCAGUUCGGAAGAGGAGGAUACAUACCUGCAAUUCCUCAGAAAUGAUAAAGUAUCCUUGCAGCUUGGCUGGCAUGCGUUACGCAAUCGUUCGUUUGAGACGAGAGAUGCAUCAGAUGAUGCUCGAGACGAAAAAGAAGCUGCGUUCUUCGAACAGGGCCGGUGGGCCUCAAUCCCUUCCGAAAACGUUGGCAUAGAUAGUCUUCGUCGUCGGCUGAGCAACAUACUGUUCAAACACAUUCGCCGCAACCUUCCCGAGUUGGUCACAGAUGUCCGAAAGAAAAUCGAGAUUCGGCAGAGCAGACUCACGACGCUUGGGGAGGCUCGUUCAAGCCUGCAGCAACAGCGAGGCUUUCUUCUCGGCAUAAGUACCGGCUUCGAAAAAAUUACAGGCCAGGCAUUGAACGGCAUGUAUUCAGACAGGUUCUUCGAAGAUGGGCCAGAGUAUAUUCUCAUGGGUCAGGAUGAUCGCCGCCUCCGAGCGAUGAUUAGAGAACUGAAUGAGUGCUUCGCUGAGGCCAUGAGUGUCAGGGGCAAACGACGCACUAUUAUACAUGGCUGGAAUCAGAUACUAUCACGUUCGGACAUCGCAGCGUUGAGCGCCAAACCCUAUAUGAAAGACUGGGAAUACUCAUGCGUCAGCCGCGAAUCUCUUGAGCUCGAACUCAACAGCCAAGCGCGUCGAAAACGAGGUAUCGAGCUGCCCGGAAGUGCCAAUCAAUUGCUUGUCGGAGAUCUGUUUCGUGACCAGGCCAGACCUUGGGAGGAAAUUGCUCGUGAGCAUAUGAUGCACGCUUGGUCGGUAGUGAGAUAUUUUAUCCAUUCUGUCCUGCAACACCUCACGACCGAGCACACAUAUUCGUUGAUAGCCACGUCUCUUAUCGACCCGGAACUCGACAAGAUGAAAGAGUCCCUCCUGGCGAAGCUAAAAGAGUUGACCGCUUACACGAAACGUGGACACCCUCUGCCUGUAGGAAAGAGCUUUCUUUCUAAGAUCCAAGAAUCCCGAGAUGACCGCCAGUUCAAAGCACUAGAGCAAAGACUGUUGUCGUCAAAGAAUGCUUCUGCGGAUGCUUCCUUUACCUUGAACGACUUGAAAAAGGCUACCACAGGUUCAGAAACAGAGGGAAAUGAGUUCGCUGCGGCGGAAAUCAUUGAUCAGAUGCAAGCGUACUAUGAUGUUAUGACCUUUGUGGAUAACGUGGCGAUUCUUGGCAUCGAGAACUGCUUGCUCGCCCCCCUAGAAACCAUUUUCACAGCCCAGACUAUCAACAACUUAAGCGAUGAGAGGAUUCAAGAUCUUGCCAGUGAACCAUCCUCGGUUGAGCAAGAGCGAAAGCGCUUGUCUGAAGACCUGCGCAAAUUGCAAGAAGGCUUAAGCACACUCCGCCUUUUCAGCACACAGAUGCCAACACUAUCAAAACCCAUGGUCUUCAGUAAGGUUCCGUUGACCACGCAGAGCCCUCUAUUUAAUGCCAGGACUUCGAUUCCUUUCAGAAGCACUAACGAAUGCGAGGACUCAAAGAAAAACGGUCCUUCUUGUAAGUGUGUAGGCUGA